UAGAAAUUUUCACCAGUGCGGACGUAGGACAAGCUCAAUCAGGCUUUUAUUUUUUUACAGAAAGCACAAAACUGAAAACCAACCAUUGGAAAAUUGUUAAAUAUAUUAAUUUUACUGCCUUACUUCACCACCAACCGAAAGAGAACCGAAGUAUACCAGAAAAGGAUAAUCGUUUAAAGGAAUUUCUAGGCCGAAAAACAAGACACCAACAACUAAAGCGACCAUAAAUACAUAGUAUGAAUGUCGCCUAAAUAUCAUAAUUUCGAGAUUGCACUGGUCUACUUUCUGCUGUUGAUACCAUGGCCGCCCACAAACGUGAUCAGAAUCCUGUGCUCGCGAGAUAACAGCCGACUGGUGCGCAAGAUAGUGCGCUCCAAAUGGACUCCGAUAUUGGACAAGCAUCAGGUGAAACUUCCCCUGGAGUGCCCCCUGCAUCCGUUCCGGGAUGUCUUUGCCCCCCGACAGGAUGCCAAGCAAAGGGACCGACCCACUCAGUGGACGUGUAGGAAAUGCGGCAAGAGCUUCUACCAGGAGAAGCACCUGGAUCUGCAUUUCGAAACGCGCCACAAGAGCAUCAUCAAUGAGGCGGAGGAUGCCGUUUGCCUGGCCGACUUCUGCGACAUUAUGCGGUGCGAGGUUUUCGAGACGGAGGAUGCGUCCAGCCUGAAGUUCGGAGACCAGCACAUCGUUACGGACAUCGAGGUCUGGGGCGACUCCCUGGGCCAGAAUUCCGCGUUGGCCAAAGCGAAUGCUGCCUACUUGAGCUUAAUACCAAGAACUUCCACAUUGGGCGCCUCGCGUGCCGCCAAAGUACAAAACCGUCAAUUACUCCAAGACAAGCCAAGCCAGGCCAGCAAGCAGGAUCAGUCGCCGGCAGGUGAGCGAACCCAUCCCCACUCCCACUCCCACCGAGUGCGUGCAUCCACCACAGCCAAUCCCCUUCGCCUAGAUCCAUCCCCGGAGGACGGAUCGGCGGCCAGGCCGAGGUCGGCGGGCGAGAAGCUGCUCCACAAGCUCAAGGAGCUGGGCAAGGCGCACCUCAAGCCGUCGACGGUGGAUCCGGAGGCCAGCAGGCAAAACGAGACGGACGAGGAGGAGGACGAGGAGGGCAGUGGACAAUCGGAGGGCAGUGGCCAGUCUGCCGACGAGGCCAAGACGGAAGAGGGCUCGGGGGCAAAUGGAAAUGGCAACAAGGCAAGGGCCAACUGCAAGCCGGAGGAGCUGAGCAAGCUGAAGAACCGCUGCGAGAUGCUGCUGAGGAGCUGCAUCGGCGGAUUGCUGCUCUCCAUGUCGGACCAGGCCUUCAAGGAGAUGGAAGAUGAGAUGAACAAGGCGGUGUGCUGGUACUUGACCUGCGAUCGCUACUGGGAGGAUGGCCCCCUGGAGCCACGAGCCUUCCCAUGGGGACUCAUCGUCAUCCUGAUCUUCGUGCUGUCCACCGGGAUCUGCUUCUGCUACUACAUCAUCUGGAUCCUGUUCGACUCCGAAGAGACGACAAUCAACGCGAGCCACUACUACGGCCAGGGAGCCAUCGGCGGCGGCGGGAGCAUCUACAUGCCAGGAGCAGUAGCGGGUCAUCACUACCAUGUGGACUAUGCCACGCGGCACGACCUCGACCUGGACGCCGGCGGGAUAGCUGGUCAGCAGCAGCAGCAGCAGCAGUUGCUCCAGGAGCAGCAGUACUACUACCAGCAGCAGCAGCAACAGCAGCAGCAGGCGGCAUCCGUCCGGGAUUUGUACCCGGAGCAGGUGCAGUACCAUCGGCACAGUCCGCGGCACUACAUCGCCGAUCAGCGUCCGGUGGGUCCGCCAGUGGGCACACCCACCCAAGGGGCCGUGCGCAGCAGCUCCUCCAACGCCAACACGCCAUUGCACCAUCGGGUGCAGCAUCCGGGACAGCAUCCGGCACAGCAUCCCCACCUGCAGCACCGCCACUCGACGAGCCUGGCCUACCCACAGGACAUUUUAGACCGACGCGACUAUACAAGUAGCUCCUCGCGCCCCAUUGCCGCCAAUAUAGUGGCUGGAUCAGGAUCAGUGUCGGUACAAGGAUCGGGACAAGGACAGGGAGCCGGAGCUCCUGGCGACACCCAGCAGCGGCACUACAACACGCACCCGCGGCCGCUGGAAACGAGGCAUCGCCACGUGGGCUCCUCGCAGCAAUCCCUUCGUGCCUCCGCCUCCACGCACGAGAUUGUGCAGCAGGAGGCGGGUCUGGGCCAGAAUGAGCACUACAUCUACGUGACCUAUCCGCCGGACCUCAAGAAGCGCUACUUCGAGUGAUGGACAGGGCUGGAGUAUCCCCGGAACAGGCGAUUGGGAUAGAUAGCGAUGGAGAGACCAAAGAGCCCUCGGCAGGAGAGCCAAGAAACGAUACCAAAGCCAGAGAUCAACUGCAGUUGAUCACAUUACGAUGAUAUAGGACGAAGUUGCGGAGGACUGGCCGCCAACCUAACCCCAAAAGUUGGUUUUUUACUUUUAGCCUGCAAAUUCUAGAUUUGUGAACUGUGCUGUUCUUUUUUAAUUCUACAAAAUAAAUUGCAA
Molecule: messenger RNA, 2544 nt
Organism: Drosophila subpulchrella
Lineage: Eukaryota; Metazoa; Arthropoda; Insecta; Diptera; Drosophilidae
Exons: 7
Coding region: 241-2283 (680 amino acids)
Source: RefSeq, a predicted model, not a curated record